AUGCCAACCGAUCAAUAUGAGUAUGUGGAUGAAUCGUUAAUUGAUGAGAACUAUAAAUGCACGAUUUGUAAUGAACCAUUUCAACGUCCAAUGACCACACCAUGUGAUCAUAGCUAUUGUCAAGAUUGUAUUGAACGUUGGUUAAACGAAGGAUAUUCAACAUGUCCUUCGUGUCGUCAAACAUUGUCAAUGAAAGAAUUAAAACCAGUUACGACUCGUUUAGUACUCAAUAUUCUUGAUCGAUUGUUAGUUAAAUGUUGUCAAUGCGAGCAGAGCGGAAUUCAACGUGGCAAUUUCAAUGAUCAUAUGGUUAAAGUCUGUCCGAAAGGAACAAUAGUUUGUUCAGCAUUUGAUGUCAAAUGUCCAUGGUCAGGUUCACGUGAUCAACUGAGUGAACAUCUCCAGACAUGUAAUUAUGAGCAAUUGAGACCAGUAUUGAGUCAUCUUGUUAGUCAAAAUCGGCAACUUGAAGAACAAAUGCAUAGCCUCACGGAACAAGUUAAAACUUUACAAUUCAAAAUGCAAAGUCCAACUCGUCGUAUGAUUACUUUUGAUAAAAUGUACGAAAUCGAAAGAAAAAUAGAUUCAGGUGUUUUGUCUGACUCCUAUGAAGGUCUGACGUGGAUCAAUGCAUGGUAUAUGCAUGAGCAAUGGGUCACCGCCAAUCAUGCCGUCAGUGGUUGGCGAAAUGCAUAUACAAAUGGACAUAUAUGUAUUGCUUUCAAUGGAAAAGGAAAUCCAAUGACGGUGUGCUCCAAACGACAGUAUGCCGACAUGUUUUCAAUAGUCUCAUUUGAAGCAACUGCAGCAUGGCUUGACAAUCUUCAUAUUAAAAUCAUCGGCCGACGAUUAAAACGAGAUCUUUACUCAGAAACGAUCGUUCUUCAAUUUGAUAAUUCUCAAGUGUUCAAUCUCGAUUGGAAAGAUAUCGAUGAAAUUCAAUUUGUACCCAUCAGCGGUAUACCACGUCCUGGUAUCACAUAUACUGAAACAUAUUUUGCCAUCACAUGGAUACUGUUAGGUUAA
Molecule: messenger RNA, 1026 nt
Organism: Adineta ricciae
Lineage: Eukaryota; Metazoa; Rotifera; Eurotatoria; Adinetida; Adinetidae
Source: the annotation of a GenBank genome assembly